UCUUUUUUCUGUUAGUCGCUGUCUAUUGCUGUAAAGGAAAGCUGGAUACACUCAUAGGCGUUACACGGGAGUAAACCCCCACUGAGUGCCAGACUGAUACACAUCGCUUCUCAGGUUUGGCAGCUGGACAACGUUCAUUACAUUGAUUUUUCGGGAUUGUUUUACUAGCUGCUGACAGGAGUUUGGAAAACCGUGAAGUUCAGAGGUAAUUCUGUCCUCAUCCAGCUCGCCUGAGGAUACACAUCUAACACAUUUGGAGAAAGAGGAGCAGGGGAAAAGAUGGGACCUCCAGUAAGAUACCUAAAAAAUCAGGAUUAUUAUAAGCUAAGAAGAGAGUGCAUGAAAAACAAGAGACUGUUCGAAGAUCCAGAAUUUCCAGCAUCAGAUGAAUCCUUGUACUUCAGCAAAGCUUCUAUGCAAAGAAUUGAGUGGAAAAGGCCUAGUGAGCUUUGUGAGAAUCCUCGGUUGUUUGUGGAUGGAAUAAGCUACCAUGACUUACACCAAGGCAAGCUUGGGAACUGCUGGUUUGUGGCUGCCUGCUCCUGUCUGGCUCUCAGAAGGUCUCUGUGGCAGAAGGUAAUUCCUAAGUGGAGGAGACAAGAAUGGGACCCAAAAAGACCACACAGUUACGCAGGAAUCUUCCACUUUCAGUUUUGGUGUUUAGGGGAAUGGGUGGAUGUUGUCAUUGAUGAUCGUUUGCCAAGUUUGGACGGGAGUUUGAUCUAUUGUCAUUCCAACGUGAAGAACGAGUUCUGGACAGCACUCCUGGAAAAGGCCUAUGCUAAACUGGCUGGAUCUUAUGAGGCUCUUGAUGGUGGAAGUACUGCAGAUGCAAUUGUAGACUUCACUGGGGCAGUUGCAGAGAGUUUUCAUCUGACCAAAGGUCACUACAGAAGCAAUCUGAUACAGCAGACAAGGCUCUUUGCGGACAUGCUGAAAGCACAAAGAACAGGUGGAUUAAUCAGUUGUUAUAUCAAGCCUUCUUCCAGCAGUGACAUGGAGACAGUGACUUUAAUGGGUCUUGUGAAAGGCCAUGCAUACUCCGUGAUCGAGAUCAAGAAGGUGCCAUUAGGCCAAAAGCCACUUUGCUGUGGGAAGAGGAACAAGUUGUUCAUGGUUCGGAUGAGGAACCCCUGGGGAAGCAAGGAAUGGAGAGGAGCGUGGAGUGAUGGGUCUGAAGAGUGGAACAGUGUGAGCAAGUCGGAAAGGGAAGCCCUUGGAUUGACCAUUAGAGAUGAUGGUGAAUUCUGGAUGACUUUUGAGGACUGGUGCAGCAACUUCACCCAUGCUGACGUGUGCUGGAUGAUAAAUACCUCAUGUCUGACCUUCCGCAAGACGUGGGAAAUGGAAGAAGUACAAGGAUCAUGGACCAAAAGUUCAGACCCUCUUUUAAAUCGUUCUGGAGGAUGUUUCAACAACAGAGCAACCUUCUUUCAAAAUCCUCAGUAUAUCUUCGAAGUGAAAAAAGAGGAAGACCAAGUCCUAAUUUCUCUACAGCAGAAGGACCUGCGACCUCACAAGAAGGAAGGGAGAGGAGACAGUUUUAUAAUAGGCUUUGAAAUUCUCAAGGUGGAACAAAAUAGAAAAUAUCGCAUUCACAAGAUCCAAGGGCAGGAAAGGACUGCAUCUUCUCAAUAUAGAAACCUUAGAUCUAUCUUUCUGAGGAAAGUUUUGGAGAAGGGAAUAUAUGUCAUAAUUCCCACCACUUUCCAUCCCGGGGUCACCAGUAACUUCCUUCUCAGGCUCUUCACUGAUGAACCUUCUCAGUUCAGGGAACUUCUUCUUGAUAAACCCUCUGUGAGCUGCUGGAGUAUUUUCUGUGGCUACCCGCAAAGAAUCACUCAAGUUUUUGUUCGUAGUGUGGAAGGAGUGUUAAAACAGGAAAGUUCUGGAGGACCUGACCUCUAUGUGAUCAUCAAGUGUGAGAAAGAGAGUGUUAGCUCUUCAGUCCACAAGAAUACAACCAGCGCUGUAUUUGGAAUGCAUGCAAUCUUCUAUCGCAAGUUCAUUAAUGAACCAAUCAAAAUUCAGGUUUGGGACAGCAACAUAAUGUGUGACCAUUUUCUGGGCCAAGUGCUUCUGGCUGCAGCGCCCAGCGACCCUAAAGAAGAGUUCAGUCUCCAGCUGCACGGCAAGGAUGGCCAGGAAGCGGUGGAGAUGCCAGGACGAAUUAACAUCAAGGUCGUUUCUUCUGAUGACCUUGUUGAACUUUGAAUGUGCGAAAGUCCUCCCAGACACAGACGGAGCUGCGAGCAGAAAGAGUCUAGGAUCUCUUCACAGAUGACACGUGCUUUGGUGGCAUCUAAAGCCCUAAAGUCUCACAACUGCAAAGCACACAGCAGCUGGCGUGUAGCAUUUGUUAAACCAUUUUUAAUGUGCAAGAUGUCUUCUAAAGCAAAAUAUUGCUGUAAUGGUUUAUGUGCAGUUUGAAAUAAACUACUCUGUGCCUUAACCAGGGACAAGCAUGCCGUAUUAUUUAUGACAGUAGAAGGCAUGCCCUCUAACCACGGGAAGAUGUUUAUCGUUGGUAUAGAUUCAGUUAGGUGACCCUGUUACUUAUGGGUAAUUGUUAACGAUGAUUUUUAGUUCUUCAUUCCACCAAAUCACCCUCUGUCUUUAAAAUGUUCUUUUACCAUUAACCUGUUUACA
Messenger RNA from Spea bombifrons (plains spadefoot toad), 2649 nucleotides. RefSeq names its product calpain 6 (gene CAPN6). The record is from RefSeq and is a predicted model, not a curated record. Gene Ontology annotation, cellular component: cytoplasm. Lineage: Eukaryota; Metazoa; Chordata; Amphibia; Anura; Pelobatidae. The transcript has 14 exons. Gene Ontology annotation, molecular function: calcium-dependent cysteine-type endopeptidase activity. The coding region runs from base 280 to 2214 and encodes 644 amino acids. Gene Ontology annotation, biological process: proteolysis.